Mycena citricolor is the source of this 1444-nucleotide messenger RNA. The record is from the annotation of a GenBank genome assembly. NCBI's taxonomy places the organism in Eukaryota, Fungi, Basidiomycota, Agaricomycetes, Agaricales, Mycenaceae.
CUUAUGUCAGCGGUCCAGACCCUCUGAGGAGGCACGAUCAACGGAAUCGAAAUCAAGAUCCCAUCGAGAUGAGUCACGCUCGUGACACUCCCCAUGCUGAUUUGAACAGCCUCAGUCCUCUUCGGCUGGGCACGGCGCUUGUCUCGAUCACACCGGCUUUCAAAUUUGCAGGCAUUCGGGAUCCGGUGGGUUUGGCACAAGAUGGAUUGUUAGAGCUCUUGUUCUUGUUUUGCUUUUGGCAGGAGACAUUGUCAUCCGACAGAUGGACUGGCAGCUCCACGCUCUCUGUCGUCCCAACCUGUCCUCUUGUUCUUUGGUCGAAGCAUGCAUAUGGCCUGGACGUCGUGCUUCGAGAAUUCGGGACGAAGCGAGCCCCGACUUUGCGUCUCGGGUUUGCUCGGCGGCCUUGUUACGUCCUAUUACGCUCUUGCUUUCAAGAACAGGCGUGUCUUCGUCCUUCAUGCUCUCCAUUCGAAUCGGCAGAGUCUCGCAGCUUCAGUUCUCAACGUCAGUAGAGUAGGCCGUGGGCUUCAUUCCAUCUGAAGCAUGGGCUCGUGCGUCAUUCUGAAUCCGUCAACGUAUUCUCUUUGCUCCAAGUAGCUUCCAUGAGUCACAAAUCAUGACAUGCUCCGGAUGGAUUUUAUGUUGGGGUGCUUAUUAUGUGCCCCGGUGAUACCCUCCACCCGCUGUCUAAAUUUGACUGGCCUUUAUCGAUAUGGCACCGAAGCUGGGGCGGAACUUUGGCUUGGUCGCAAGGCUGUGUCCCCGAUUGAGGCCUUUCAGCACGUGCAACCACGCGAGGGGACACAGCCGCUGCGACGUUUCGCGUCGGUGUCUCUCUGUCUCCGCUGUCAUCGAACGCGCCUGUCAGCUACCCCGGGUUCUGACUCGGUUCCGGCGAUCGUGCUGCAUGUCGAGCUAAGUGCGAGCCGUCCCUUCAUCCUCCACGUUUGGAUCAAUCGAAAAAAGCGCACUUGGCAAAAGAGCCGAGUUCGCGUUCGAGCUCUGACGGGGAUUUCCGGGGUCGAGACCGCCCAAUUAUUGCUAGACGGUGGACGGCCAGGGCUCUUCCUUUGUUCUCGCGCGCAUGCUUUGACAGCGAUGCUCCUCAGACAUGGAUGCGCGCAUCUUGCCCUGCCCAUGUCUUCGAAGAAUGCAGAGAGCGAUUCUAUCUGCAGCCCCAGGGUUUCAUGUCUAAGUCUAGGCUCUAGGUUUAUCGAAGACCUAAUGCGGUUUAGUGAGCCAUGACCUGGCCGACCAAACGACGAGGGUGUUUCAUCUACAGUCUCUCUCCCAUCCUACCUCGUUGGAUCCUCAUCCGUUAUAUGCUAGAUAAUGCUGGUUGCUAAUCCUUCAGUCAUAGUGGAAAGAUCGCUAUGACUUAAGCUUCAUUUUUAUCACGCACGCAUCUUUGGCUCUUGAGAAGACUAUUAAUAGCUUAGUG